CAUUUAUUGCCGCGGCUAGCCCCCCCCCCCCCCCAAGCCCGCGACAACUCGGGAGGCGCUGGGCUUGGCUUUCCACGGUUAGUAUUCAACCUUGGACAAGAACCAAUUAAGCCAGCCAGCCAGCCAGCCAGACACCCCGCCCCUUUGAAACUCAAUUGGCUUGUUGUGUUGUCGUUGUGCCAUUCAUUUAAUCUUGCAUUGCUCUUGCUGGGUUCAACGAUAGCCUAAACCUGCCACACUCACAAACCAUUCCAAUCCCCAGAAAUCGCGUGUCUGUCAAUGGGCUGCCUCCGACUCACUCAAGGAGUGAUCGUCAUCGACCAACUUUACCUACAUGUCUACAUCAAAAGCUUUUGAAUCCUACUGCCGAAACCAGGUACCUCAGCUUCCUCAGGUGACUAAGGUUAACUCUUUUUGCUACCUUGCAUAGGUAACUAAUAACUGAGACCCGGUUCUUGGCGAAUUUUAGCCGUCACGCGAGCAUUUAAACGGCCUUGCAGUGUCUGCAGAAACAACAGUCGCUCGCUUCCAGCAUUGCGCAAUCGCAAAAUCCACCACACUAGCCGUUCAAAAGUUACCUUAAACGGUUCUUGCAAGUCUCCACCGGGCAAUAGGCGUUGCUCAGUUCUCUGUCUAAAUAUACACCUAAAAAGACCUAAAGAAAGACAGACAGACUCUAUAGGCAUUUAUUUGUAAAAGAAACAGAACCGGCGCAGACUGCAUGCCUCCAGCAUCAUGUGUCUUCCUCUCACAAUUCGCAAACACUCAACAUCUUGAAGAGCAAGCACGUUCUUAGACCGUCGUCGCAUACCAAGACUGGCGCCAUGCCACCACCAAAGGUGCCAAGACUAGGCAGUCUCGGCUCGAGACUGGCGAGGCCUUUCUAUACCUCGAUGCUCAUUUCGGCAUCACUCGCGGCGUACGCACUUCUCAGGACUCGUGCUGCGUCUCCAAAACAAUCGCCGCUCAUCCUUCGGCGGAAAGAGGAAAUCGACUGCCGCUUGGUUCAUCAGGCUGAGGACCAAUGUGCAUUCGUGCUCGCCAACUGCCAAGAUGAGGAAGCUGGUCUGCUGCCAUACCUGGCGCUCUAUUAUUGUAACCUUGGUGCCGCCCAACCCGUCGCAUUCGGUUUAUUGGCCGCAUGGCUAGCCUUGCUCUUUACGACCAUUGGCAUUGCUGCCUCGGACUUUUUCAGCAUCAACCUCUCGACUAUCGCUAGCAUUCUGGGUCUCAGUGAGAGUCUUGCCGGCGUUACCUUCUUGGCCUUUGGAAAUGGAUCUCCGGAUGUGUUUAGUACCUUCGCGGCCAUGGGCUCUAACAGCGGCAGCAUGGCUGUUGGUGAACUGAUAGGCGCGGCCGGCUUCAUCACGGCAGUUGUGGCAGGCUCCAUGGCCUUGGUUCGCGAGUUCAAGGUCGUCAAGAGGACUUUUGUGCGAGACAUCUGCUUCUUUAUCCUGGCUGCCAGCUUUGCCAUGGCGGUCCUGGCAGACGGCCACCUGCACUUCUGGGAGUGCAUUAUCAUGGUUGCCUUCUACAUAUUUUACGUCAUGGUCGUCGUGGGCUGGCACUGGUGGGUAACUCGUCGCAAGAGGCGGUGGCAAAAGGAGGCUGCGGCUCGAGGCCACUUCUAUGGGGCCAACACACAGCCAUCUGAUGAGCUUGAGCCGUACAGAGAUAAUGAAGAAGAAUGCGAAGGCUCGGCCACCACGGGCAGAGAGGGGCUUGCGGAAUCUGCACCUGACAUCAGCGCGCUGGAGCGAGCCCCUAGGAUCGAGGUUGAUGAUGUAGGAGCAGAACAAGACGACGAGGUUAACCUCGACAGAGACAUGUUUGUAGCUGCGGAAAUGACGAGCAGCAUGCGCAUCAACCGCCCUCGAGGUGGAAGGAGCCGAAGCUACACGACACUGGCUCAAAUUCGGCCCAGCUUUGUGGGCGCACUCGAGUUUCGUUCGGUAUUAGCCUCGCUUCAAAACUCGAGCAAUGUCCGUCUCGCUUCGAUGCAUUCCCGACGCCAAUCAGAAGCGCUGGUCAAUUCUCAAGGGGACCGCCCGACGUUAUCAGAAACCGAAUCCCACAAUGCGUUGGGCUCAACAUCAACUAAUGAUACCAGCGCUUCUGCAGGGCGUGAUCGUGCGAGGUCGCACGGGACCCUCCCGUCAGUCUGGACAUUCCCUGGCCCCUCAUCAGCGCCCCGGAUAGUCACCGAGUCUCCCUCAUCCCCCAUGAUGAGGCCCACUUCGAAAAAUUCCCUACCUCCCCCGAGUCGCUCGAGUACAACCAAAGACGGCAGGCUGGCUCCGCCUUCGGAAUGGCACGAGUUCUUCCCUCCUGGUACGAACGUGGCCGAGGGUACUCCCAGUAUACCUCCAGGCUCACCAAUGGCUCUACGGCUUCAGAUACCGGGUUCCCAGACUCACUCAAGUGGGCAAUCGUCCCCAUCUCUAUCGCCUUUUCCCGGCCUCUCGGAUUCACCGUUGCUGUUGACGCCAAUCUCGGGACUACCUAUUAAUCAAAGUAGUACCCCAGUCAUGGACAAUCCCGGCUAUUUUGGUGGUGACAUUCAAGAAGAGUGUGCCAAGCCGGUUAGGUGGUGGCCUUAUUCCGUGCUCCCUCCCCCGCAUGUAUUCCUGCGCACAUUGUUCCCAACCCUCCAGGGAUGGGCAACUAAAAGCAUAUGGGACAAGUUUGUCAGCGUUAUAUCAGCCCCGAGCAUUCUCUUGCUUGUCAUCACGCUACCUGUUGUUGAAACUGAGCGUCUGGAAGAGGAUCCAGAUCUAGCUGAUCCGCCCACUAUUGAGGACGAGAUCGGUCUUCCCACGGGUGGGCCAGUAUGCGCAGAGCCGGUUUCGUUGGGGGAUCGGCCGGAAACCGAAUGGCAGCGGUACCGUCGUAACACGCGCUCCCGGUCUAUAUCGCCAUAUUCUGCUCUGGCAACAACUCUAGGCAACCCUUUCGAAUCCACUUCACUGAACCCAAUGGCAACCACCAACCUCAUGCCACGCACGAACAGCGUGUCGCUGCAGCCAAACAAGCCUGGGGAGCAGACGCCACUACUUAUACAAGAUAACGAAGCUCAGGAAAUAGAAGAAGAGUCCGGUUGGAACAGGUGGCUCGUCGCCAUUCAAAUCUUCACAGGACCGCUUUUCACGGUCUUGAUAGUAUGGGCUAAUAUGGCAGACGAUCUGGAGCAGCCAACAAAGACACUGGUCAGAUUGGUACUAUACUCUCUCUUGGGAUCUUUGGUCCUCCUGGCUCUGUUGCUUUCGAGCACAUCGCCAAACGUGCGACCCCGCUACCACUUCCUUUUCUGCUUUCUUGGGUUCAUAAUAAGUGUGGCUUGGAUUUCGACUGUCGCUGGAGAGGUCGUGGGUGUUCUCAAGGCGUUUGGCGUCAUUCUUGGCAUCUCUGAGGCUAUCCUCGGGUUGACUAUAUUUGCGGUGGGCAACUCUUUGGGUGACCUAGUUGCAGAUAUAACCGUGGCGCGACUAGGUUACCCGGUGAUGGCACUAGCUGCUUGCUUUGGCGGGCCUAUGCUUAACAUCCUGCUCGGUAUCGGCAUCGGCGGCGCCUGGAUGACUACCAAGACGGCCAAUGAGCGACACCAUAAUCACCCCGACCAGCCGCUCAAAUACAAGUCCUACCACAUUCAGGUUGGCGGGACGUUGAUGAUAUCAGCCGUGACAUUGCUGUUCACCUUGGUCUUCUUGCUCAUCGUCGUUCCUCUCAACAAUUGGGUUAUGAGUCGCAAGAUUGGCUGGAGUUUGAUAAUAAUCUGGAGCGUCAGCACGAUUGUUAACCUGGUUUUCGAGGCGACGGGGACGUGGUCGGAAGUUGCAUAAUUUCGUACUGUGAGCGUUCUUUGUUUUCUUGUUUGUUGUUUGAUGUAGAAAUAUGGCAUGUAUGACUAUAACAAGUUGGAGCAACGGAAAUGAUACGAUACCACGACAACGGAAGGAGGGAAGCAAGUACAUUCACAAUCUGGCAACAAUUGACUGCUGAAGUACCUUGGCUACCUACCUACCUUACUUUACACCUAACUUGCCCCAUAGACUAACGCUAGCCACUGAAGAUAUAUAUAUAU
This is a messenger RNA of Pyricularia oryzae 70-15, 4081 nucleotides long. Its product is annotated as sodium/calcium exchanger protein. Gene Ontology annotation, cellular component: membrane. Gene Ontology annotation, molecular function: monoatomic cation transmembrane transporter activity. The coding region runs from base 825 to 3839 and encodes 1004 amino acids. Lineage: Eukaryota; Fungi; Ascomycota; Sordariomycetes; Magnaporthales; Pyriculariaceae. The record is from RefSeq and is a predicted model, not a curated record. Gene Ontology annotation, biological process: monoatomic cation transport; transmembrane transport; intracellular calcium ion homeostasis. The transcript has 2 exons.